AUGCAGAUCGACCCGGCAGCUUUGAGUCGACCAGAUUCGACUUCGGCUGCUGUUUCAACGUCCAAGGCUGUCGCGUCCUCAGCGGCGGCCUCGCAGAAGGCCACCAAGGCCCUGAUAUCUGUGCCGCGUCUGGAUCUGGAGGCUGUCUAUACGGACCUCAAAGCCGCUAUCGGUGACAAUUGGGGCGAGUACAAGCACGCAACAACGCUGUUUCUGCUAGGCCAUCUCAAUCAAGACGAAUUCUCCUCGCGCCUUGACCACAUCAUUUGCGCCGAGCCCAGAACCGAACAUCUACAUAACAAUUUCAUAUGCGCGCUCAUUGGCAAUCUCUCAAGAGACCUUCCAGACCAUGGCGUUGCAAGCUGGGUAUCGGCAAACGACAAGCCCACGGUGGUGUCGAAGCCGGUGUCUAGCGACCUGGCGGAGCAGAGACUGAAGACCGAGGUGAUGCAAUUACCUCCGCGGGAUCGCAAAAGGAUCAAAGCUAUUCCUGAGCCGGAUCCGUACGAAUUGCCACCAAAUGAGCUCGAGCUAUACCAUCAAGCAAAGCAAAUCAGAUUACCUACCCAGGUUCCAGCAAGUGCCGGCGGUUUAAAUAAGACAAAUUGGGAACUUGAAAUCAGAAAACGUUAUGCUCAACCACUCGCCUCGGAAACCGGCGAGUUUCCCGACGCAGAAUCAAUACAUUCACGCAUGGUACCAAUAUGUUAUGAAGAAUCAGUGGCUAGCGGCGCUGGCUUCCCCUGCGCCGAGUUCAUGGCCAUUGCGACGGAAACCUUUGUCAAACAGGUGUUGUCGAGUGUAUUCUCUCGUACCAGACACAACGGCCCCUCUGGCACAAUCAAUAGCAUGAUGACGCGGAAAUACCGCAGACAACUGGAGCGUGAAGAGCUAGCUUUCACUCGAGGCGAGAUAACCAAGGAUCUCGCAACGGGUCUUUUACCCGUUGAAGCAAAAGAGGCGAGGGUCAGACAGCCGUUGGGAGUGAAGGAUUUGAGACUGGCGCUUAAUCUGGGCGGUGCGCUCCUUGGUCAGAUGCCUUUGGUGGUUGAUCAGAUUAUGAGUACGUAUGACGAAGAUGAACUUGAACUAGAACGACAGGGUUAUGUCGAAGAGAUGCGAGAGAAAACCGGUGCUAUCGAUGGCACCGAUAAUGCUACGAUUAAAGCAGCAGAGACUAAUGGAGUCGACGCCAUGGAUAUUGAUGAAGAAUGGGAGUGGGAAGGUGGCACAAUGACAGAUAGAGAGCAACUCAAUUCUCUUCUGGACGAAUGUCUAUCACUGGCUGCAUGA
Talaromyces atroroseus is the source of this 1293-nucleotide messenger RNA. RefSeq lists its product as hypothetical. The coding region runs from base 1 to 1293 and encodes 430 amino acids. Gene Ontology annotation, biological process: regulation of transcription by RNA polymerase II. The record is from RefSeq and is a predicted model, not a curated record. NCBI's taxonomy places the organism in Eukaryota, Fungi, Ascomycota, Eurotiomycetes, Eurotiales, Trichocomaceae. Gene Ontology annotation, molecular function: transcription coactivator activity. Gene Ontology annotation, cellular component: SAGA complex. The transcript is spliced from 4 exons.